GUUCCGAAAUCAAUACAAAACAUGUACAAAUCAUCCGUGUAUUAUUAAGAAUUUUAAAUCGUUUGCCUGACACAAAUUGUUAUUAAUUUUAUAUGAACUAGGCCUUUUAUCUUAUGGUUUUCGAUUUGCAUUGUAUACAACCUUUCUGCUGUAUUUACAUUUCUAAAUAGUAAUGACUACAAGGUUUGCAUAAAUAUUAUUAUGACACUUGUAUGAAACUUGUAACAGUAAGAAUGAAUUUCUAACAGUUCAACAGAGUGAACAGUAAAUAAUGAAUGACAGAUCAUAAGUGUGGAUUAGUACAACACGUUAUUGCUGAUAUUUUUAAUGUUUCAUCAUGACAGGCAACAUCACAGUUCCCGAGCGACGGAAACCGGCUAUAACACGUUUAACAAACCGAAACCGAAAAGACGCCCUUUACAGGAACAACAUUAUUAAUUUCACCUUCGCUUGUCGUGUUUGAGUUCAGCACAGCAAAAAAAAAAAUGUCACGGACCGAGCCCAAAAAACUCUUUGAAGACGAACUGAGGUGCCCGCUGUGCUUGGAUUUCUUCUCCGAACCGCAGUUGCUCCCCUGUGGACACAACCUUUGCGAUUCCUGUGUUCAGAAACUUAUCCAGCAGGACUCGGGGGUACCGCGGCACAGGUGCCCGGAAUGCCGGAGAGAAUUCGACGGGAGAUCUGCGCUAAAACGAAACUUCAAGCUCUGCAACCUUAUAGAAAGUUUUAAGUCCAGUUACUCGGAGCCUCAAGUGCUUUGUGAUACGUGUCUGGGGAACGCAGACCCGGCUGUGAGGACUUGUCUGAAGUGCGAAAUCUCGAUGUGCGCCCUUCACUUAAAACCGCAUUUGGAGCGGUCAGCUUUUAAGAGUCAUGUUCUGGUGGAGCCCACGGCGGACCUCAGUGCUCGUAAGUGCCCGCUGCACGAAGAAACGCUGAAAUACUAUUGUUUUGAAGAUAAGACUUGUAUGUGUGUGUCGUGCACCGUGGAAGGGGAGCACAGGAAUCAUAAUGUGAAGAGUUUAAAGAAAACUCGUGAUGAGCUGAAGGUUGACCUGAAAAUAAAAAUAAACGACAUCACGGAAACCCUGAAACUAGCCGAGGAGCUGUUUGACAAGGGGAAAGCUUACGCAACUUCAGUCAAGGGUUCAAAUGCGCACAUGAAACUAAGCGCGACGGAUGUUUUUGACCACAUAAUUGAGCUUGCUAAUACGUAUAAAGAACGUAUCGUGGAAAUAAUUGAGAAAGAGCAUCACGUUCUUGAAAUGAGCGCGCAGGAACACGUCGUCGCUCUCAGUGAGAAGCGCGAAGAGCUUCAGAAGAUUAAGCGUCAGGCGGAAUCCGUCUUGGCCGAGAAGGAUGAGUUCUUGUUCAUUCAACAGCACCUGGACACCCAGAACAGAGUGACACAGGCCCUUGAGGAAUCUCUAAGAGGCCUUGAAGAAAAACCACUGAACAGAAAAUUAAUCCUGGAGGUCCUGGGUGCAAUGUUCAGCCAGUUUCAAGCUGAGGUUGGAAAGGGGCACCAGGCUUUAAGGAAUGAGGUUCAUCCUGCACAACUCAGUCUGGACCCAGACACUGCUCAUCCUCACCUCAUCCUCUCUGAGGAUCUCAAGACCGUGCGGUACACUAAAGAGAAACAGCCGUACCCAGGGCUCCCUGAGAGGUUUGAUCGCUGGCACCAAGUCCUGUCUCACCAGGGCUUCUCGUCUGGAGAGCAUUACUGGGAGGUGGAUGUUGGAAACGGUGCCUGGUCUCUGGGGAUCUCUUACCAGAACAUAGGAAGGAAGGGAGACGGAAAAGAUGUAUGUUUGGGAGUGAAUGCAGUCUCUUGGGCUCUCAGAUGGUGGAAUUCUAAACUUUCUGUUUGGCAUAAUAACAUUUCGACUUCCCUUCCGUCUACAUCUCAACCCGCAAAGAUUGGGGUUCAUGUAGAUAUCAGUGCAGGGACUCUUUCUUUUCACAGUGUAGCUGAUCAGUUGGUCCAUAUUUAUACAUUUAAAACUAAAUUCACACAGCCAGUGUACCCUGCAUUUUGUAUUCUGUCUGACGAACCAUUGUUCUGGUUAACUGUGAGAAGUGUGUCAUCAUGUAACUUGCCGAAAGUGGGAGCUGUUCAGUAACACUUUCUAGAGCAGUGCUUUCCAGUCCUGAUCCUGGGGGACCUCUGUGUCUUCGGCUUUCUGCGCCACUCAAGUUCUGAAUCACCGGCAAAUUGGUUUAAGUCUUCAGUUUGAGAUCUAUUUUUUAAAUUUCUGAAUUUAAAGACUACCCUAUUUCAGGCGUGCCUCCUGAUAUUUGACCAACUGGACCACAACAUGGGAAAAAACUCUGUGUUUUUCCAAAAUCAACAGACUGUUUCCAAUUGCUACUAUGCAUGCUUUCUGGAAUAAGAUAUGCACAUAACAAAAUGUGAGGUUUUCCAUCCUAAUGCAUAAGAUAGAUGCUUUCCUGAUUUAAAACAAGAUUUUCUGCAUUACAGAAAUAGCAGCUUGUGAUACAUAUUCCUAAAUGCCUUUUUAUCUUAAAUUGAUCACCUCUUAGGAGCCAUCUAACAGAUCUCAGGGUAAUUAAGCAUGUUGAGAAGAUGCCUAAAGUAUACAUUUUUAUUAGGUUAUAUGUCAGAACAAGCAAGGAGACCAAUAAAAGGGAAACCAAAGAAGGAAAUCAAGAUAUAACUGUACGUCUGCUUGCGUGCUUUAUGUGGGUGGGAGAAUUGACUUUUCAGACUCUCCGAUAAACAGGGACCUCACAGAUCAUGUGUGCCUGCUGUCAGCUCCUUAUUUUAUCCACAAAUAUAAUGUUUGUGUCAGCACUCUCCUGAUUCCUGAUUAUGUCAAGACAAAGGAAGAGUAAGAAUAAUACCUCGACAUAGAGCAGCUCUGUUCAUUUCUCAUGAUCCUCUCUCCCCAUCUGUGUGUCUGUGUGUCUCAUGGAGAGAAAGCUGGGAUAUGCAGAAAGACAAAUUCCUGAUGCA
Molecule: messenger RNA, 2977 nt
Organism: Lepisosteus oculatus (spotted gar)
Lineage: Eukaryota; Metazoa; Chordata; Actinopteri; Semionotiformes; Lepisosteidae
Product: tripartite motif-containing protein 16-like
Molecular function (GO): zinc ion binding; protein binding
Source: RefSeq, a predicted model, not a curated record